CAACCCUGCACAACGUCAUUUUGUCUUCUUACCAAGAAGCAGGCUAUGAGCCAAAGGGAAGGCAGAGGACAGAGAUGAGUGUGUUCCCAAGCUUUCCUUGUGGUUUAUGGCAUUCUCUAAACUCCUAUCCAGGGUUAUUGCUGACCGAGAAGAUCCAAGGAAACCAUCUCCGAAAUCAAGUCCAGAUGAAGAGCUAAGAGAAAAAAAGUGAAUAUGGUUUUUGCUCACAGAAUGGAUAACAGCAAGCUGCCUUUGGUUAUUCCUACACUCCUGGUGCCCCUCCAAAACCACAGCUGCACUGAAACAGCUACAUCUCUUCCAAGCCAUGACCUGGUGGAAUUCUAUGAGGAACACAGUUGGGAAAGCAACAGAACAGAUCUGCCGUAUGGACUGAAACCUGGGGAAGUGGCCACAGCAAGCAUUUUCUUUGGGACUUUGUGGUUGUUUUCUGUCUUUGGCAAUUCCCUGGUUUGUUUGGUCAUCCAUAGGAGCAGGAGGACUCAGUCUACCACCAACUACUUUGUGGUCUCCAUGGCAUGUGCCGAUCUUCUCAUCAGCAUUGCCAGCACACCUUUCGUCCUGUUUCAGUUCACCGCCGGAAGGUGGACACUUGGGAGUGCAGUGUGCAAGGUCGUGCGAUAUUUUCAGUACCUCACCCCAGGUGUCCAGAUCUAUGUACUCCUCUCCAUCUGCAUAGACCGGUUCUACACCAUUGUCUAUCCUUUGAGCUUCAAAGUAUCCAGAGAAAAAGCCAAGAAAAUGAUUGCUGCGUCGUGGAUCUUUGAUGCAGUCUUUGUGACCCCAGUGUUCUUUUUUUAUGGCUCCAGCUGGGACAAUCAUUGUAAUUAUUUCCUCCCUUCCUCGUGGGAGGGAACUGCCUAUACCAUCAUUCACUUCUUGGUGGGCUUUGUGAUUCCAUCUGUCCUCAUAAUCUUAUUUUACCAAAAGGUCAUAAAGUAUAUUUGGAGAAUAGGCACUGAUGGCAGAACAGUGAGAAGGACAAUGAACAUUGUCCCAAGGACAAAAGUGAAAACUAUCAAGAUGUUCCUCAUUUUAAAUCUAUUGUUUUUGCUCUCCUGGCUGCCUUUUCAUGUAGCUCAGCUGUGGCACCCCCAUGAACAGGACUAUAGGAAAAGUUCCCUUGUUUUCACAGCUAUCACUUGGAUAUCCUUUAGUUCUUCAGCCUCUAAACCAACUCUGUAUUCAAUUUAUAAUGCCAAUUUUAGGAGAGGGAUGAAAGAGACGUUUUGCAUGUCCUCGAUGAAAUGUUACAGAAGUAAUGCCUAUACAAUCACAACCAGUUCAAGGAUGGCCAAAAAAAACUAUGUUGGCAUUUCAGAAAUCCCUCCCACAGCCAAAACUAUAACCAAAGACUCAAUCUAUGAUUCAUUUGACAGAGAAGCCAAGGAAAAAAAACUUGCUUGGCCCAUUAACUCAAAUCCACCAAAUACCUUUGUCUAAUUUCUCAGAAUUCUUUAAAUUAUUGUUAUGCACCAGUUAUUAAAAAGCUUUAACUAUAAAAACUGAAGCGAUUCACAUAUUUUUUCAGUCAACUUUCUGAGAGAAAUGUUUUGUUUUGUAAAAUCUACUUAUUUGGUGAUUAUAGUUUUUGUAGUUUUUAUUUUAGAUGAUUCUUGUUUCAGAGGGAGCUAUUUUGAACUGCAACAUUCCUAUUAACAUAUUAGUUACACAUUAAAAAGAAAAUGCUUUCUUACUUUUUUACUUACCAUUCAGUCCAAAAAGCAUAAACCAUACACAC
Orycteropus afer afer is the source of this 1759-nucleotide messenger RNA. It is a transcript of the gene GPR19, whose product is annotated as G protein-coupled receptor 19. Gene Ontology annotation, cellular component: plasma membrane. Gene Ontology annotation, biological process: G protein-coupled receptor signaling pathway. Gene Ontology annotation, molecular function: G protein-coupled receptor activity. The record is from RefSeq and is a predicted model, not a curated record. Lineage: Eukaryota; Metazoa; Chordata; Mammalia; Tubulidentata; Orycteropodidae.